AUGCGUCAAGCAAAUCAGGCCAGCAAACGGGAACGCCAUGUAACGCUUACAAUCAAAGAGAUCAUUGGUGACUUGAACGGUGCCAAAGUUUUUAGCAAAUUAGAUUUAAACCAAGGAUAUAACCAACUCGAGUUAGCGCCAGAGUCACGGUAUAUCACAACUUUUGGCACACAUCUGGGACUAAUGCGAUAUAAGAGAUCAAAAUUUGGCAUUUCGAGCGCAGCCGAAAUUUUUCAGAAUGUUAUUCGUGAAACUCUCGAAGGCAUCCCCGGAGCUCUCAACAUUAGCGACGACAUUCUGGUGUUUGGAAAGACGCAGAACGCCCAUGAUCACAGUCUGGAAGCGGUCUUCCAGAGGCUCAAAGAACGCGGUCUAACUUUGAACAAGCACAAGUGCGAGUAUGGCAAAGACAAGCUCGAGUUCUAUGGUUAUGUCUUCUCAGGAGAUGGUAUUGCACCAGACCCUAAGAAAAUUGACGACAUCGUCAACCUACAGACACCAACAUCUGCAUCCGAAGUCCGAAGCCUAUUGGGAAUGACCAAUUAUUGUUCCAGAUUUAUCCCGGACUAUGCAACCAAGACCGACCCAUUACGCAAGCUGACCCACAAGGAUCAACCUUCGGAGUGGACAUCGCAGCACGACAGCGCGGUUGACCAACUGAAAGAAGCCUUGGUGAAUGCACCGGUUACUGCAUACUUUGAUCCAACCAAAGAUACUGAAGUCUCGGUCGACGCCAGUCCUGUUGGAUUAGCUGCCAUUCUCUCGCAAGUGGACAGAAAGACCGGUACCCACCACAUCGUCACCUAUGCCAGUCGUUCCUUGUCUGAGACAAAGCAGCUGUAAAGCCAGAUAGAACGCGAGGCCCUUGCCGUCGUCUGGGCCUGUGAAUAUCUUCAUCUGUACAUAUACGGAAAGCCUGUGACAAUCUAUACCAAUCACAAGCCUCUAGUGUCCAUCUAUGGCAACCCAAGUUCUAAAUCUCCUGCAAGAGUAGAGAGAUGGGCUCUCCGACUUCAGCCUUACCAACUGACAGUCCGUUACCGAAAAGGAAACCCCGCAGAUUACUUGUCACGCCACCCCUCCAAACAACCAGCCACAGUUUGCCGAGAACAGAAGAUCGCAGAAGAGUACGUUAAUUACAUCACCGUGACCUCAACCCCAAAAGCACUAACGGUCCAGGAAAUUAAAGAAGCUACCAAAGCUGAUACGACCUUGCAAGCAGUAUCCAAGGCAAUCGAGACAGGUAAUUGGCAAGAAGGACCUAAGCAAUCGGAUGUGGACAGCGUAGCUUAUACCGCGUGGCAGAAGGUAAAAGAGGAGUUGUCAGUAGGUGUGACAGCCCAGAUAAUUCCUCGAGGAACAAGAAUAGCUGUUCCCAGAAAACUACAAGAGCGCGUAGUAAACUUAGCACAUGAGGGACACCAAGGAGUUGUGAAGACAAAGUCACUUCUGCGUGAAAAGGUAUGGUUCCCUGGCAUCGACAAGAAUUGGUAG
Messenger RNA from Paramuricea clavata, 1494 nucleotides. Lineage: Eukaryota; Metazoa; Cnidaria; Anthozoa; Malacalcyonacea; Plexauridae. The record is from the annotation of a GenBank genome assembly.